GUCAGGAUUGGACGAGAGGGAUCAUGUGCUCAGUAUGGCAUGGUUGCUGCUGAGGAUAUUGCAGAAGGCUACUGUUUAUUCCAAGUACGCAGAUCUUCUCUUCUCAUGCCAGCAAACACCGAUAUUGCAACCCUCAUAAGCAAAGAUCAGGUGAAGCUGUCAGCUACAAACCAGUGGGUACCACUCCUAAUAUCCCUCAUGUAUGAACAGAACUGCACAUCUUCCAGGUGGCGACCUUACCUUGACCUGGUACCAGACUUUGAGGCCUUGGACUUACCCCUGUUUUGGGAGAGCUCUGAAGUAGAAAAAUACCUGAAGGGAACUGGUGUUGAUCUGGCUGUUGAGAGAGAUCUAAGAAUGAUUGAAUCAGACUACAACAACUUGGUGCUUCCCUUCUUUCAGCGUCAUGAAGACCACAUAAAAUUACAGAGAAAAGAUUUUGAAUUCUUCAAGAAAAUGGUGGCAUUUGUCAUGGCGUACAGUUUUACUGAGCCGCAGGGUGGUAACCAAGGUGGUGAUGAUGAUGAUAGCGAGGAUGAAGAGGGACCUGUGACCUCUGCACCAAUGAUGGUUCCUGUGGCAGACAUUUUGAACCAUGUGACCAACAACAAUGCUAAACUGACAUUUGGGAAAGAGGCCCUAAAGAUGGUGACAACAAGAGCAAUAAAGAAGGGGGAAGAAAUCUAUAACACCUACGGCCAGGUGUCCAACCUCCACCUGAUGCACAUGUAUGGUUUUGCUGAGCCUUUUCCGGAUAAUGUAAAUGAUGUGGUGGAGAUUCCUGUGACGAGACUGUUGGCAGCUGCCAAGGAAAGCACAGGUGACAGCGAUACAGAUCUUCUUGAUAAGAAAUGGAAGUUUCUUGUGGAGACGGAUGUGGUAGCAGAUGAUGAUGUCAUUGUCCUAGGGCAGGAUGGGAUCAUCACGGAUGAUGUUUGUCUGGAGACUCUGAAGGUAUUGACCAUGUCAGGGCCUCAGUUUGCAGACCAUGUUUCCAAGGGAGGAUGGAGUGAUGCAGAGAGUGAAUCAUCAUCAUCAUCAGAGACCGGCCUAGACUUUGCGAAAAUUCAACAGUUGGACUCCAGGUGGAAGAGUUUACUGAAAAGAAUGGGUGAGCUGCAUUUAGAGGGAUAUCCUACAAGUAUAGAAGAGGAUGAGAUGCGGAUGAAGUCAGCGGCAUCUCUACAGCCUCGAGCCAGAUACUCUUUGUAUGUUGCCCACGGGCAGAAGAUGCUGCUGAAGUCAUUGUUAGACUCAUGUGGUGAAAUUAGUUAA
Candidula unifasciata is the source of this 1275-nucleotide messenger RNA. NCBI's taxonomy places the organism in Eukaryota, Metazoa, Mollusca, Gastropoda, Stylommatophora, Geomitridae. The record is from the annotation of a GenBank genome assembly.